This is a messenger RNA of Aricia agestis (brown argus), 956 nucleotides long. RefSeq lists its product as uncharacterized. The record is from RefSeq and is a predicted model, not a curated record. The coding region runs from base 462 to 767 and encodes 101 amino acids. The transcript has 2 exons. NCBI's taxonomy places the organism in Eukaryota, Metazoa, Arthropoda, Insecta, Lepidoptera, Lycaenidae.
UUGUCGGACGCUUUUAAAUAUGAUCCGAGUUGAAGUAAAUGUUAAGGGUAAUAAAUGGUCUAAUAUUUUGUGGAAAAUUCAAUUAACACUUAACAUCACUAAGCAGUCCACCACUCGAACUUCGCCGUUACUUCUUUUAACGGGCAUAGAAGGCGCCACUCCUGUACUCCGGUCACUUGUAAGAGAUGUGGCUUUAGAAGAUAGGCAUGCAAAUCGUGAGGCAAUAACUACACUCCGUAGACAGCGAGCUUCUGAAUUGCUUAAAGUUAACCAGCGACAGCAAGACCGCCGUCUAAAUGAACGUCGUAAAGAACCUCGAUCCUAUGCUGUUGGGGAUUUCGUGUUUGUUAGCAAGGCCUCCCAGGCUUCUGGCAAGCUUGACUCAGGCAUGAGGGGUCCAUACAGGAUUGUUCGUGACCUUCCCCAUGAUCGUUACGAAUUGGAGCUUAUGACAGGUUCCUAUGGAAAACGAACACAGGCAGCCGCCGAACAUAUGGUUCGAUGGCGUGGCGAAUGGACACCCGAUGCCUGUGCAGCCUUCUUUGAGAGUGUUGAUGACGAAGUAUCUGACGAUCAUCUGGGCAUGUCAGCGCACCAAGCAAUCAAGGAUGCCACUGACCAGGAUACUGCUGUCCAAGCGGUCAAAGAUACUGCUGUCCAAGCGGUCGAGGAUAUCGCUGGAUUCGCUGGCCAAGCGGUCGAAGAUAAUGCUGAUCAAGCGGUCGAGGACGCCGCUGACCGGUCAGGAGAGGCCGUGUUAUAAAUAAAUGCAGACUAGGGGCUGGACACGCCUCCAUCCGAUGACGUCAUCCCGAGCGACUUGUUUUCGAGUGACCGUUGAGGAGAGGGGGCCCUGACGACGCCUGGCAAAGCCCUUCACUUUUUUGCGACUUUCGAACGUGGUGGACGCUUUAGAACUAUUAGUUAGAUUGUGCAGUUGUUUGUUCUUACUUUGA